Molecule: messenger RNA, 2211 nt
Organism: Wallemia mellicola CBS 633.66
Lineage: Eukaryota; Fungi; Basidiomycota; Wallemiomycetes; Wallemiales; Wallemiaceae
Product: AAA-domain-containing protein
Exons: 1
Coding region: 16-2130 (704 amino acids)
Biological process (GO): ribosome biogenesis
Cellular component (GO): nucleus
Molecular function (GO): ATP hydrolysis activity; preribosome binding; RNA binding
Source: RefSeq, a predicted model, not a curated record
UCACUCAAUCGUUCUAUGCAGGAUUUAUGGUCUCAAUCGAGAACGAGAGUUGCUACACCACCUCAGGGUUCAGCAGCCCAUGCAGCCGCACAGGCGGUAGAGGCAGCUGCUCAGGCCGAAGUUGGUGUUCACAAGCCAGCACCUGUUGAAGAAACCCCUCCUGAGGCUCAAUCAGAAGAAGCUGUGAAAAGAGAAGACAUCGACGGACAGUCAAAAAAGCGCAAAAAGACAUCCAAGGAGGUAUCAACAAAGCGUGCGCGUCCAACAACAUCAUCUCAUAAAAAUGUCGAUAAAACUCCACCUACCGCUCGUUUAGCUGAUUUAGGUGGUGUAUCCGAAUGUGUAGAGAGAAUGCUCGAAUUGGUUGCGAUGCCAUUAAGCCAUCCAGAGGUUUACUUACACACUGGUGUACAACCGCCACGUGGUGUUCUUCUCCAUGGUCCUCCUGGUUGUGGUAAGACACUUCUAGCUAACGCGAUAGCGGGUGAAAUGGGCGUACCCUUCCUCUCAAUAUCCGCACCAUCAGUCGUUAGUGGAAUGUCAGGUGAAUCUGAGAAAACCAUCAGGGAUACAUUUGAAGAUGCCAUUCAAUCAGCUCCUUGUUUACUUUUCAUUGAUGAAAUCGACGCUAUAACCCCAAAACGUGAGAACGCACAGAGGGAAAUGGAAAGGAGAAUAGUUGCACAAUUACUCACAUGUAUAGAUGAUAUAAGUUGGGACAAAACGGACAACAAACCGGUAAUUAUCAUUGGUGCAACGAACCGUCCUGAUAGUUUAGACCCGGCUUUGAGACGUGCAGGUAGAUUUGACCAUGAAAUAAGUAUGGGAGUACCUGACGAUAAGUCUCGCGAGCAAAUUCUUAAAGUACUUUGUGGAAGACUGAAACUCAGUGGUGAUUUCGACUUCAAAUAUCUCGCCAAAGCGACACCUGGUUAUGUAGGUGCGGACUUGAGUGCGCUCACAGGUGCUGCGGGAGUAAUAGCCGUCAAACGUAUAUUUAAGCAGCUUGCUGAUGAUAACCAAGAUUCCCAGAUGAGCGAAGUUGGUCAAUUAGAAGGUCAAGCAGAGGAUCAAGUAGAAGGCCAAAUGUCAUCACUCCAGACGCUUGCCGCGCACUUACCUAAAGAAUCAACGAUCGCCCAUUUCCUCCUUAACCACCCUAACCCACUUUCGGAAACCCAAUUGGAGAGACUCGCGAUUGAGGCUCAAGAUUUCGAGAAGGCACUCAAGGUUGUCCAACCAUCUAGCAAACGUGAGGGCUUUGCCACCGUACCUGAUGUGACAUGGGGUGAUAUUGGUGCACUUCAUGAAAUUAGAGAUGAACUUCAUAUGGCUAUAGUCCAACCUAUCAGACAUCCUGAACUUUUUGCAGUCGUAGGUAUAAAUGCGCCAUGCGGUGUAUUACUUUGGGGACCACCUGGAUGUGGUAAAACGCUUCUCGCAAAAGCCGUCGCAAAUGAAUCACGCGCAAAUUUUAUAUCUGUUAAAGGUCCUGAAUUACUCAAUAAGUACGUCGGUGAAUCUGAAAGAGCAAUCAGACAAGUGUUCAAUAGAGCAAGAGCAUCUUCACCCUGUGUAAUUUUCUUUGAUGAGUUGGAUGCCUUGGUUCCAAGACGUGAUGACAAUUUGAGUGAAAGUUCAGCGAGGGUUGUUAACACUCUUCUCACAGAAUUGGAUGGCUUAGAAAGUCGUAAGCAAGUCUUUGUUAUUGGAGCUACCAACAGACCUGAUAUAAUUGAUCCUGCUAUGGUUAGACCAGGUAGAUUGGAUAAACUACUCUAUGUAGACCUUCCAUCAGCAGAAGAAAGAGUCCAAGUUGUGAGAACAUUAUCAUCGAAGACACCUAUCAAUGAAAAAGAGAUGGAUAUUGUUUGUGAAGUUAUUCAGUCAGAGAAAUGCUCAGGAUUCUCCGGUGCAGAUUUGGCAUCAUUAGUGAGAGAAUCAGCAGUUGUUGCAUUACGAGAGUCAUUAGUAAAUGAAACAUCAAACGUUGUUAUAGAAAGUCGACACUUUUUGAAAGCAUUAGAGAAAGUUACACCAUCAGUUAGUAUAUCACAAGUUAAAAAGUACGAUAAUCUUCGGGCGAAGUUAAUGGGUUUACCAGGAAAAUCAACAAGUAAGAAUGAAUAGAGAAUGUUUUUUUUACAAUAGAUUGUUAUUAUUUAUGCGAGAAUAAUUUUGAUAAGCAGACUGAAUAUUGUGAUUGUGUAG